Wasmannia auropunctata (little fire ant) is the source of this 5079-nucleotide messenger RNA. RefSeq names its product protein turtle. The transcript is spliced from 14 exons. The record is from RefSeq and is a predicted model, not a curated record. NCBI's taxonomy places the organism in Eukaryota, Metazoa, Arthropoda, Insecta, Hymenoptera, Formicidae. The coding region runs from base 932 to 3697 and encodes 921 amino acids. Gene Ontology annotation, molecular function: protein binding.
CGGCCCGAUACAGUCGUGGAGGGAGUGCGAAAUCACGCUGACGCUGUGAGAGUGGCGCGCAUCACGUCGUCGUGCUUGAAGCGCUGGAACGUGCCGAUCGAACGUGUCAUCGGAGGAUGCGAGUGAACGCCGGGUGAAGAAAAAGAAAGAAGUUAUUCCCGGGGGAAGGGAGAGGAGGAUUGAGAAAGUUGCUGAAGGUCUUCCAAGGGGGGUGGAAAAAGAAUCGGCAGUGCGAGAGAAACUUGGGGGAAUAGCGCGAAAAAGGAAAACAUACGAAGGGAUCGACGCGACGGGGGGAAAAAGUCGCGGAGGCGGAAAAACGAUGUGAAGAACGAACAAAGUGUGGGUCAACAGAAAAAGAAAAAGAAGUGCGAAGGGAUCUUGGAAUGAAGUACCGAAAAACGCGCGUGGCACUGGAUACCGCCAAACAGACAUCGACGAUGUGAUCCCGCGACGCGAAGAAUCGCUGCGGUCCACCACACACAGCUUCGACUUCCGCGAUCGCGAUCUAUCAUCCGGUCUCCAAGGAGUACUUCCGCAAGUCCAGCGGUCCAGCGCAGCCUUAUUUCAACGUCGUGUGUCGCUCGCGCGCGUCGCGGAAUCGUCGCUCUCAGCAACGAUCGGAGAUCGCUUGCGCGCUCCGAUCGGUCUCCGGACGGCCGGUCUCUUGUCUCGUGCCUCCGAAAAUCCGCCUUCAGAAAAAAAAGAAAGAAUGCGCGUAUAUCGCGCCGGCGAUAUUCAGCAGACGCGCCGUCCGGGCUCCGGACACGGCUAAAAGCUCUUCGAAGGAGGAAAGAGUGAAUCCGCCGUUGGAUCAGUGUGCGUUCAGACAGUGCGGGUGGAUGUACGACGACGACGACGACGACGUUCGUACCCUGGUGAUCGGUGUUGCUAUGAUCGUGCCGCGUUGGUCCCGUCACGUGGAACGAUCAUGAUUUACUUUAGGCCGCACGACGGUAGGAGUCUACGGUACAACGCGAAUGCGAGACACUUGAACGUGCUCGUCGUGCCGCUCUUUCCGCUCUGGAUUAUCGGCGCGUUCUGCGUGAAGGACAUACCCAUAUCACACAUCGUGGCACUGGUCGGAGAUUCCACCUAUCUUCCCUGCGACAUAUCAACCACUCACGAGGGGGACUCCGUGCAUCUUGUGCUCUGGUAUCGCGAGGAUCUCGGUACAUCAGUUUACAGCAUCGACGCCAGGAACCGGGAGUUCGGUGUCGCCGAAAGAUGGUCGGACAACAGCGUAUUCUCGAAUCGCGCCUAUUUCAUGCUGGACAAACAACCGGCGCAGCUGGGCGUCGAGAACACGAGAGAAGAGGACGCCGGUAUCUACAGGUGCCGCGUCGAUUUUCAAAUCGGCCAGACGAGAAACUCCAAAGUCAAUUUAACAGUAAUCGUACCGCCGCGCAAGAUUACGAUCGUCGACGAGAACGAGAACGGACGUACGAUGGUCGGGCCGUAUGUGGAGGGCGACAACCUACGGCUCUUCUGCGACGUCCGUGGCGGUAAGCCGGCCCCGAUGGUGUCCUGGUAUCGCAACGACAGAUUCGUCACCAAUCGGACCACGACGCGGAGCGGCGGCGUGACACGCAGCGAGAUCGUUAUACAGAACUUGAGCCGGGACGACGUCCACUCGGUGCUGACCUGCAACGCCACGAAUAACAAUAGGUCGCUUCCGCUGUCGUCGUCGGUCCGCGUGGACAUGCAUUUCAACCCGUUGGAGGUGAAAAUAAUUGACGGAAACCGACCGCUGUCGGCGGGCAAGAAGUACGACUUGGUCUGCACAACUUCCGGUUCCAGGCCACCAGCCGGCGUCACCUGGUGGAGGAACGGUCAGCGCUUAGUGGAUUCCAAGGAGACCACCUCCGCCGAUGGGAACACGACCACCAGCGUUUUAUCUUUCAUGGCGACGAAAGCAGACGCAGGCAGACACUUGUCGUGUCAAGCUGAAAAUCGAAUCAUGGGAACCGCGCCGAUAGACGACGGCUGGGUACUCCAGAUACAAUACACGCCGGAGACGCAGAUCCAGCUCGGCACGUCGCUGAAUCCGAACACCAUACGCGAGGGCACGGAUGUCUACUUCGACUGUCUCAUACAGGCCGAGCCGUCGGUGUACAAGGUGGAGUGGCGGCAUCAGGGCAAGACUCUCCAUCACAACAUCACGCAGGGCAUCAUAAUCAGCAACCAGAGCCUGGUGCUGCAGGGGGUCGAUCGCAAAAGCGCCGGCAAUUACACGUGUGUGGGAUACAAUACCGAGGGCGACGGCGAGAGCUCGCCCUUUUAUCUGAACGUGAUGUUCGCCCCUACGUGCAAGCCGAACCAGACGAAGGUCCACGGCGUGGCGAAACAGGAGAAGGCGAAUAUAUCCUGCCAAGUGGAUGCAAAUCCGCCGGAAGUGCAAUUCAAGUGGACCUUCAAUAACUCCGCCGAGAGUAUCGACGUUGCGGCCACCCAUAUCGCGCGGGCUGGCACAUCCUCUAUCGUCUCAUACACACCAAUGACGGAAUUAGAUUAUGGCACGUUACUCUGCUGGGCCAGCAAUCACAUCGGACAACAACAAGUGCCCUGUGUAUAUCACAUUAUACCGGCGGGUCGACCAGACAUGGUUCACAAUUGCACGACCUCGAACACGUCGACCAACUCGUUUUCCGUGCGGUGCUCGGAGGGCUUCAACGGCGGCCUGCAGCAGUCCUUUCUACUGGAGGUGCGCGAGAGCAACAGCCAGGAGUUGCGUGCCAAUCUGACGUCGCCGGUGCCGCGCUUCAGCGUCACUCACCUGGAGUCCGGCGCCCUUUAUCAGGCCUGCAUUUACGCUUACAACGACAAGGGCCGCAGCGAGGCGAUGGUGGUGCAGGCCGGCACUCUGAGGCUGCCGGAAAAACAACUGACAUCCGAGUCGGAACGACCGAGGCAGCACGACAACCUGACACCGAUGCUGAGCGUGACGAUCGGCGUCGUGAUGGCUCUCAUUAUCGUCGCGAUCAUCGUGAUGGUCGUUUUACGGAUCCAGCACACGCACGUGGAGGAGCAGAACAAGUCGCAGAUGGAGGAUCACGCGAAGCAGACGAAGGCCAUCCCUAUACAAAGGGAGCUACGAUUCCGGGAGGGAUGCAGCUUGCUCGCGGACGAGAAGCAUCCCAGCAGCCCGUUCAGAAAGCUGGACACCAGUGGCGAUCUCAGCGAGAGCGACGAGAAGAAUCCUGACAUUAUUCCGCAGCAGAUUACUGGUGACGAGCCGUCGGAAUACUUAAGGAAGAGACGUCUGGUAUCAACGAUCGAAACGUCACCGUCAAGGAGUCUUCUCGAGCACUCGACGGUGACUUCCAUCAGCGGACACAGCAGUUACGUCGGCUACUGCACAAUCCGCAACGGCAUGCCGCUGCACGAGUUCUCCAACUUGUCAACGAAGCACAAAAGCUUUCAGCCGAUGGUGAGCGACGUUUACGAGAGCGGCAUGUGCACCCUGCCCAGGCAACACUGGCCCAGCCAGAGCGUUCAAUCGAUGUCGAUGACAAUGAGUCCUCCGAUGUUGUACGCCGGUCUGGGCGUCGUCACCAGGACCUGUCCGAGCGGCACGUUGCCGGCGAAGGACUGCGAGACACGAGUGCCCGGCCAGUGCUGUCCGGCGGUCCAGACGCAGAAGGACGCGACGAUAGGCACGCCGGUGGUGAUGGCCAAGCGGGAGAGCUCCGUGUGACCCUACACCCACCACGGGGCCUGCACCUGCAGCGUGAGCGAGCUGCUGUGAAUCACGCCGUUGUCAAUCGCGAGAGAGAGAGAGAGCCGCGCGGAUAUCCUGGACGGCACAGGAAACGUUUUGGGAGAUGUCUACAGGUCGCGCGAAAAAUUAGAGAACGUCUUUUAGGAACGAAACUUCGGAAUAAAACUCCGAAAGACGUUUGGACAAUCGUCAUCUAGAUCUGAAAGUUAAAAUAAAUCUCCUUUGAACGAUUCGUUAGGGGGAUGAUUCCUUUUAUCUGGAACACGUCCCUCCGACGUCCGUGUUGUCCGGGACGCUUCGGGCGUGCGAGCCGGUUCGAGUUCGACGGGUUUACGUUUCCACUCCACGACAAACAUCACGAAUUUGCGUCUCUCUGUUGAAUCAAGUGCCCUUUUACGCUGAAGAACGACCAACAUCCCGACCGGCUGGCUGCUCUGCCGGCUUCUCUCAUUUCGUGUGCGUAGCCUCGUGAUCGAGCCCCGGUGGAACCACGGCCGGCACCUCGUAAUUCGGAUAGAGAGUGAAUUUACGAAAAUGUACGUGUGCGCGAGAGCUCGCGCGAGCGCUCGCCGCACAUACUCCUGUACAUACCUCGAGACACGGAAGAUAUUUUGUACGAGUCGCGUAUAUUAACGAUUUAUUCCCACUUUUACUAUGAAAACACAACACUGUACAAUUUGUCUAGUCGAUGUAAGUAUAAAUAUGUAUAUGCGUUAAAGUCGUCGGGGAGGCGUCAGACCAGAAUAACGUACACUGAGGGGGAUGAUCAUCACCGUCGCGUCACGCCGCGCGCGCGCGCGCGCGCGGCGUAAUUAUUUAUAACGUUGACAACGCGUAAACGCGAAAUAGCGGGACUCUCGCGGGUACGGGAGAGAGAAACGGGGGCGGGCGAAGUUGUCAGAGACAUAUCGUUUGUAUCUCCAUCCGCGGGAAUCGAGUGCGAGACGAGGCGUACGAAGAGCGGCGGAGUAAUGAGACGAAAGAGGAAGAGAAAGAGGAAAGAGAGGAGAGGAUAGAUGAGGAGGAAAAGAGGGGGGGGGGAAAGAAAGGAAAAUCCCCGUCGCGCUUUCGUCUCAGUCUGCAGGAUUCUGGAUUUCACCGUAAUAUUAAGUAUCUCUUGUACAAUGUAUAAAGUAACGACUUCCCUUCGAAGUAAAUGUACCGAGUAUGAUGAACGUUGUUUUUUCAAAGUCUUGAAUCUUAACUCUAUAUAGGGAGAGAGAAACGCCCCCGAUUUACGCCCUAAGGAAAAAAAAGGUGUGGUAAUCGCGAUAGCACUUCUAAUUUUACUGCCUGUUUCGACGCUUGUGAAUCUCGUUUGUAACUUCAUUCGGCAGAGGUUUCCCGGCCUCUCUCUG